Molecule: messenger RNA, 765 nt
Organism: Thermochaetoides thermophila DSM 1495
Lineage: Eukaryota; Fungi; Ascomycota; Sordariomycetes; Sordariales; Chaetomiaceae
Product: deacetylase-like protein
Exons: 2
Coding region: 1-765 (254 amino acids)
Biological process (GO): carbohydrate metabolic process
Molecular function (GO): hydrolase activity, acting on carbon-nitrogen (but not peptide) bonds
Source: RefSeq, a predicted model, not a curated record
AUGCUCAAGCACAUAGUGAUCACCGGCUUGCUGCUGGUCUCGAGUGCCGCGGCAUACCCCGUCCUCAAUCCGGUUGAGUUCGUCAAGCGGGCUCCCAGCCCCGGUGUCAUCAUCCAGCGUUGCAGCAACCCAGGCAUGCUGGCGCUGGCCUACGAUGACGGUCCGUAUCAGUACACCUCCCAACUAGUCGACAUCCUGGACCAGGGAGGCGCCAAGGGCACUUUCUUCUGGACGGGAACUCUCUACGGGUGCAUUUACAACUGGGCAGAUGCCGUCAAGAAGACCUUCAACUCGGGUCACCAAGUCGCCAGCCACAGCUGGAGCCAUCAGCGGAUGGGAAGCAUGGGCGAGUCGCAGAUCCGCAGCGAGAUGACGCGCUUGGAGGAUGCCUUGGUCAACCUGAUAGGCGUCAAGCCGACGUACAUGCGCCCGCCGUACCUCGAUACCGGCGGUCAGUUCCUCAACGUCAUGCGCAGCAUGGGCUACAAGGUCAUCACCAACUCGAUUGACUCGGGCGAUUGGAACAAUCGCACGCCCCAGCAGAGCCAGCAGGCCUUCCUGCAGGCUGGGACUAGUGGCAAUGGUCAUAUCCCACUCAUGCAUGAGACUUAUGCCAGCACGGUCCAGACCCUUACGCCGUGGUUGAUCAACUGGGCGAAGCAGAAUAACCUUAAGCUUGUCACCGUUGCCGAGUGCUUGGGCGACCCCGAUGGCAUGUAUCAGGUUGGCAACUUCACGCCCGCAGCCGGACCGUACAGGUGCUGA